AUGACAAUUCCGCCAGGGUACUCUGUUCUUCAGGGGAAGCCGAUUCCACCUAACUUAGUUUGCAAGCUGCGAAAAUCCUUAUAUGGUCUCAAGCAAGCCUCCCGCCAAUGGAACAUCAAGAUUUCAGGUGUCUUACUUGCUUCUGGGUUUCUGCAAUCAGUUGCUGACACUUCAGUCUUUGUUCGACGCGUUGGGUCCAGUCUUGUUGUGGUUCUGAUUUAUGUCGAUGAUAUUCUCCUAUCUGGCAAUGAUUCUACACUUAUUGAUUCCACCAAAGUUACACUACAAAGCAAAUUUGAGAUCAAGGAUCUUGGGCCACCGCAAUACUUCUUGGGUAUUGAAAUUUCUCGAUCUUCUACUGGUAUUCAUUUGUGUCAGCGAAAGUAUGCUCUGGAAUUGCUAGAGGAAUAUGGUCUGUUGGGUUCGAAGCCUGUUCACACUCCUACGGAUCUUAAGGAGAAAUUGACUCAUGAUUCGGGUGAACUUCUAUAUGAUGCGUCUUUCUAUCGACAGCUCAUUGGUAAACUUAUUUACCUUUCUGUCACACGACCGUAUAUAUGCUUCGCCGUCCAGAAACUCAGCCAAUUCAUGUCCUCUCCUCGUUCGCUCCAUUUACAGGCUGCCUUCCGAGUUCUGAAAUAUCUCAAGUCUGCUCCAUCACAGGGUUUACUGUAUUCAGCCUCGUCUUCUCUAACUCUGAAGGCAUACUCUGAUGCUGAUUGGGCUUCAUGCCCCAAUACACGCCGCUCUAUCACGGGAUAUUGUGUGUUUCUCGGUAAUUCAAUGGUUUCAUGGAAAUCUAAGAAGCAAUCCACCGUUUCUAGAAGCAUCACUGAAUCUGAAUAUAGGGCUCUUGCACAGACAGGAUGUGAACUUAUUUGGAUCGAUUCUUUGCUCAAGGAUUUACACAUUUCCUGUCAGCGCCCCUUUAACAUCUACUGUGAUAAUCAGUCAACUUUGCAUCUUGCCCGGAAUCUAGUUUUAUAUGAACGGACCAAGCACAUUCGGCUUGAUUGUCAUUUCAUCCGCCAGCAUAUCUCUUCCGGUCUUCUACAGCCAUUACAUGUUCGAUCCAAUGACCAAGUUGCUGAUUUGUUGACUAAACCCUUAGUCUCGGAUCAGUUCAAGUUUCUCCUCUCCAAGUGGAGUUUGUACAAAGCAUUUUUGAGAUAUACGAAAAGCAUCUUUUUCCCAAAAGCUCUCUGUGUUCCUUUAGCUCUAAACGUGUUCUUCAAGUUCUGGAAAAGUGUUCUUCGUCUUCAAGUUGCAGCAGGGUAA
This is a messenger RNA of Tarenaya hassleriana, 1278 nucleotides long. RefSeq lists its product as uncharacterized. The record is from RefSeq and is a predicted model, not a curated record. The transcript is spliced from 2 exons. The coding region runs from base 1 to 1278 and encodes 425 amino acids. NCBI's taxonomy places the organism in Eukaryota, Viridiplantae, Streptophyta, Magnoliopsida, Brassicales, Cleomaceae.